This is a messenger RNA of Drosophila takahashii, 1582 nucleotides long. Its product is annotated as SET domain-containing protein 4. Gene Ontology annotation, biological process: peptidyl-lysine monomethylation; peptidyl-lysine trimethylation. The record is from RefSeq and is a predicted model, not a curated record. Gene Ontology annotation, molecular function: protein-lysine N-methyltransferase activity. NCBI's taxonomy places the organism in Eukaryota, Metazoa, Arthropoda, Insecta, Diptera, Drosophilidae.
CCGGACUCCUCCAUCUGACCAAGCAGUGCAGCAUCCAUCUACCCGCCCACCUGGGACGCGCGAAAUGCUACACACUCGCUAAGGGAACGGGCGUCCACGUGCAGGCAAGAGUGCAAGCAUAGAUCUCUUAUCUUAGAGAAAACCAAAACAGCGCACACGUAGAGAGACUAGGAGGAUCUAGUGAUCAGGAACAGGGAACAAUGGGUCGCACACAGCGUCGCCGGCUGCAGAGGGCCAAGAAAUCUGCAGGGGAUUCGGGAUCCUUAAAGGAUCUCUACAUUCAGCUGCACUCCCUCGGCUGGCAGAACCACACUCACUUAUCAGCCCAAAACUUUGACCAAACUGGACGAGGAUUGUGCUCCAAACAGGAUAGCUUUUCCCCGGAGGACGAGCUCAUACGCCUGCCCGUUGGUUGCCUCAUAAGCAUAGCCACUUUGGAAGCGGACCAAGCAUUUAAAAACCUCUUCAACAAGGAGCUAUUCGACAAGGACUCCAGGAUUUCCUUUCAGGCUCUGCUAGCCUGUUAUCUUCUGUACCAAAAACACCUGCAGGAGUGUUCCCUGCACUCCAUUUACUCCGCCUACUUGGACACCCUGCCCAGGAGCUACUCCACUCCCUAUUUCUGCUCCAUACCCGAGCUGCAGUGUCUGCCGGAAUCUCUGCUGGAACGCACUGUGGCCCAGAAUCGCCAGAUUAGAGGCUACUUUGAGAUAAUCAAGAGUCUGAUCCUCAAUUGCGACUGCUGUGGAAGGAACUACGGCCAGGAGAUUUGGUCCCUCGCGGAAUUUAAAUGGGCCUACUUCACUGUAAACACCAGGAGUGUCUAUCUGAGUUCCCGCUUUCUCAAAAAGCAGAGCAGUCACUUUCAAGAUCUAAUCAGUGGCGAUACAAACAUGGCAUUGGCUCCCUUUCUGGACCUCUUCAACCACUCGGAUAGUGUGCAAACCACUGCCCAAAUUGAGGGUCUGGAUUAUGUCCUCACACUAAACUCUCUACCUCUGCAGAAGACCAAACCCUAUGACCAAUUGUUCAUCAGCUAUGGAGCUCUGUCCAACUUUAAGCUACUAACAGAAUAUGGUUUUUGGCUAAAGGGAAACAAAAACGACUACUUUGAGUUCUCCCUGCUGGACAUCGAGCACAUGGUUAAGCACAACAAGGAGCUGGCCACGCAGACCUUCCACCGCAACAUCUUCAAGUUCAUCAGGGAGCACAAUCUGCACGAUCAGAUGUUCGUCCACAUCGACGAUGGCUGCUCCCACAAUUUACGGGUGGUUCUGCACCUGAUCUUCAAGCAGCAGGCCUACUUUCCCAACAUCCUCAACCAGAUUGCCUUCGGUGACGCCGAACAGUUCGAGGAUGUGCAGCCAGAACUCUCUUAUUUGGUGGAAUAUAAAAUAAAGGAGUACCAAAUCUUCGGGGAAGAACUGGAUAAACUUCCCAAACUGACGGAGAGUGGUUCGGUGGCACGAUCUUACCUGCGGGAGUGCAUCCGUUACCUCAGCGACUUUCAAAAGAAGCAUUCAGCGGAAUAGAAGUAAUCUAUUUAAAGGCUUAGCUUUCGAAUCAGUACUUAAAGCAUUUU